Messenger RNA from Naegleria lovaniensis, 3255 nucleotides. RefSeq lists its product as uncharacterized. The transcript has a single exon. Gene Ontology annotation, cellular component: extracellular matrix. NCBI's taxonomy places the organism in Eukaryota, Heterolobosea, Eutetramitea, Acrasida, Naegleriidae. Bases 1 to 3255 code for a protein of 1084 amino acids. The record is from RefSeq and is a predicted model, not a curated record.
AUGAACAACACUCCAAUCAACAGAGGUGUAUUCCUCUUCCUAUUGGGUGUCUUGUGCGUUGCUGUGGCCUUGCUCUCCAGUACCACCGAAGCUCGUCGCUCUCGUCGAGGUGGUAAUUUCAUCAAACGAGUCGCAGCAGCAGCAGCUCGAGCUCAUCAUCAUAUACACCGUCAUGUACACCAUCAUCCUCGUAUUCACAUUCGUCGUCAUCGUCAUCAUCAUAUUCCCAAACAUCAUCGUCCCAUUCGAGCCAUUGUGGAUAAAAUUGUAAAAUUGGGACGUCGACAUCGUAAACGUCUGGCACGUCGUAGUCGUCGUCGAGGUGGAAGAAAGAACAAUAAUAACCAAGAAGGAAAUGAACAACAACAACUCCCAGCAGAAGAACAGCCACCGAAAGAGGAACAACCUCCUCAAGUUCCUGUUCCAGCGACCACCAUGAAGAAGUGUCAAGCCAUUGGUGAUCCACACUAUACCGAUUUUCAAGGAAAAUAUUAUGAUUUUUAUGGAGUGGGUGAUUAUAUUUUGGCUUCUUCCAAAGAUGGAGAUUUUGUGGUUCAUUCUCGAACUGGAAGAUGGGGAAGUGUCAGUGUCAAUACUGCAUUCGCUGUCAAGGUCAAUCAAAGAAAUACCAUUGAAUUCGAUAUUGAGAGUAAUACUUUUUAUGUGAAUGGACAAACAGCACAAGUUACACAAGGUGAAGAUUUCUCAUUGGGUUCAGGAGCUGUUGCCAAGAGAACUUCUGAAAAUUCCAUGACCGUCUCUGCCAAGAAUGGAGCUCACUUGAUUGCUACUUGGUACAGAAAUCCAUCAUGGAAAUCCUCUCAAGGAUCAUUUGGUCAUAUUUCAUUGGUAGUUGAAGCUCCUUCGAAUUUGGAAUUCAAUUCUGGUUUGUGUGUCGAUAAGAGUUUCAUGUCACAAACGGCAACUGGAAUUUUACACAAUCAUGUCGAAAGAAAGGUCGUCCGUUCUCAAAAACCAAAGAAACCAACCAAAGAAGAAGUUCAAGCAGCCAUCAAGGUUUGUCGUAAAGCUGGAUUGAAGGGAAAGAAACAUCCAUUGGCUUUGAGAGCUUGUGUCUCUGAUCAAGUUCAAACUGGUGCCAAAGUUGGUAAAUCCAUUGCCAAAGUGAUCAAACAAGUCGAGAGAAUUGCUGACAAGAAGAAGAAGAAGUGGGCUCGUCAAGUCGAUCAGAGAAAUGAACGAAAGGGUAAACGUGUUGUGAAAUCCACACGACCAAAGAUUCUUCAAAAAUGUCAAGCUCUCGGUGAUCCUCAUUACACCAACUUUAAGGGACAAUAUUAUAAUUUCUAUGGAGUGGGUGAUUAUAUUUUGGCUUCAUCCAUGGAUGGAGAUUUUGUGGUUCACUCUCGAACUGGAAGAUGGGGAAGUGUCAGUGUCAAUACUGCAUUCGCUGUCAAGGUCAAUAAUCUCAACACUGUGGAAUACAAUGUCGAAACUAACAGUUUCUAUGUGAAUGGUAAGAAGAGUGAAGUUCCAAUCAAUGAAGAUAUCACUUUGGGUGACAAUGCUGUUGCCAAGAGAACUGCUGAAAACUCAAUUCGAAUUUCUGCCAAGAAUGGAGCUCAUUUGAUUGCUACUUGGUACAGAAAUCCAUCAUGGAAGCAAUCUCAAGGAUCAUUCGGUCACAUUUCAUUGGUAGUUGAAGCUCCUCGUGAUGUUCUCUUCAAUGCUGGUUUGUGUGUCGAUAAGAGUUACAUUUCACAAAAGGCCACUGGUUUGUUGCAUGAUCAUAUUGAAAGACAAAUUGAACGUUCUCAAAAACCUAGAAAACCAACCAAAGAAGAAGUUCAAGCAGCCAUCAAGGUCUGUCGUAAAGCUGGAUUGAAGGGAAAGAAACACCCAUUGGCUUUGAGAGCUUGUGUUUCUGAUCAAGUUCAAACUGGUGCCAAAGUUGGUAAAUCCAUUGCCAAGGUGAUCAAACAAGUCGAAAGAAUUGCUGACAAGAAGGAAAAGAAGUGGGCUCGUAAGGCAAAGAAAUCCAGAAAGGGUAAACGUUCUUCUUCGACUGGUUCAAAGAAGAAGCGAUCGACCACUGGUAAGAAGAAGAGUGGUAAAAAAUCAAGAACUACUCGUAAACAACGUCGUUCCUCCUCUACAAAGAGAAGAUCCAGUAACAAGAGAAGAUCCAGUAAGAGAAGAUCUUCCAACAGACGUCGUGGUCGUCGUGGUGGUGCCUCUCGAAGAAGAACAAGUUCCAGAACCAGACAAGCUCAACGUCGUUCCCGCCGAAUUCAACGAAGAGCCGCUCGUGAAGCUGCCCGUCAACAACGUCUUGCCCGCCGACGAGCUCAGAGAAGAGCCCGCCGUGCUCGCCGACAACAACGUCGUGCCGCCCGUAAACAACGCAAGUUGAGACAACAACGAAAACUCGCCCGUAAACAACGACAACAACAAAAACGUGCUGCCCGUAAACAACGUAAACAAAAAAGACGUACUGCCCGUAAACAAAAGCGCGUAUUGAAGAAGUUGGCCAAGAAGGCAAAGAAGCAAGCUCGUCGUAAUCGCAAGUUAGCCAAGAAGGCUAAGAAGCAAGCUCGUAAGGUUGCCCGCCGUGCUGCUCGUCGUGCUCGCCGCAGAAUUCAACGAAGAAAACGAUCCUUGAUUAAGAAGCUUCGUCGUAGACUUGCCAAUAGAAAGUUGAAGAGAGCUGCUCGUCGUGCUGCUCGCCGUGCUCGUAAACUUGCUCGUAAAGCUAGAAAGUUGUUCAAACGUGCCUUGAAGAAGGGAACUCGUAAAGCUAUCGCUAGAGCCAAAUGUUCAAGAAGAUUGGCUCGUAAGGCCCGUCGUUUGGCUAGAAAACUCUCUCGAAAGAUUGCCAAGUCUCAACGCAAGAUUAAGAAGCAAAUUAGAAAGAUUAAGAGAGCUGCAAAGAAGGCUGUUAAGAAGGCUAGUAAGAAGGCAGCCAAGACUGCCAAGAAGAGAUUCUUGAGAAGAAUUGCUUUCAGAAACAAGCUCAAGAAGCAAGUCCGUCGUGCUGCUUCCACUGUUGUUCAAAGAAGAACUGUGAGAAAGAUUAAGGCUUUGCUUCGUAAGGCUGCUGCCAUUCGUAGAAAAUACGGUAAAAAGUUCAACCCAAGAAAACACUUGCCAAAGAAACUCGUUUUGUUGAUUAAGAAGUUGAAACUCUCCUUAAAGUGUGCAGUGAGAAGAAAGAAGGGACCAAAAGUGACCACACUUGGCAAGAGAUUGGUAAAGAAUUUGAUUCGUGUUGCUAGAUGUGCUCGCAGAAAAUAA